Molecule: messenger RNA, 1512 nt
Organism: Rhodotorula toruloides NP11
Lineage: Eukaryota; Fungi; Basidiomycota; Microbotryomycetes; Sporidiobolales; Sporidiobolaceae
Exons: 6
Coding region: 1-1512 (503 amino acids)
Source: RefSeq, a predicted model, not a curated record
AUGUCAAGUCCGAUCGAAGCCUUCUGUCCCCCUGCCGACCACGAGCACAUUGUCGCCGUGACAGGCGUCUCGCGCGGACAGCCGCUCGACCAGAUCUCUGGAGAGUUCUAUCGCGUGGGGAGGACGCUUGGCGCGAUCCGUGGAGGCAGGUGCUCGGAUGACGGGAAGCUUUCCUUCUUUACCUUCGAGACGCAGGAGGAGGCGAGGAGGGCGAUUGAACACAUUCACAACGCCGACCUGGGCAUCCGCCUCGCGACGGACUCGAAGUGCCUCAAAGCUUCGUACGGCUUCACAGCCAGCUUCUGGUUCGCCGGUUCUCCGCCCUGCAAGAAGGCGGGUAACUUCGUCAACUUCCCCGCUGCUGAGCACCCCGCCCCCGCUUCCGCCCCUUUCUCGAGUCCUGCCGCUGUCGACCCGCUUCCCGACGAGCUUGCCGAAGACGACCCUCUCCAACGCUCUCCAACCCCUCUCGCCGACUCGACGCAGCCCGAGCUCGCGACGGACCGACGCGCCCCGAAGCGCAGGAGGGUCGACGAAGACGGCCCCGGUGUCGAGCAGGAUAACUCGAGGGAGCAGUCGACCUUUGCGGCGACGCACAAUCAGAGCGGCGAGACGGAGCAGACGGUCGGUGAGACGGGCAUGAUCCAGGAUUCCGCGGAACAGGUCGACUCGGAGGAGACGAAGAACGAGGAGGGCGCUAUCCGCGAGACGAGCGGGUUCGAUCAGCAGGAAGUGGAGGACGGCGGCGAGGCUGGCGCUGAGAAGGUCGACCCGAGGGACACCGGCAACGCUGGUCGCGCCGUGCAGGACGGAGUCGACGCCAUCGUCACCGCUGGCGGACUGAGUGGAGACGGCUACAGCGCCCGCUACAACGUCGACUACGCACAGCACAGGAUCCGCGUCGACAUCUACGGUGAACGUGGAUUGCCGCUCGCGAUCAAGGAGGCGGAUGCGAUCCUCGUCCAGGGUAUCGCCGCCAGCUGCUUCGACUUCGACAACCCUAACAAGCUCGGUGUCGACCUCUGCACGAUCGCGAGGGUUUUCCACAUCUCGGUCGACAAGAUCGUCGGCCUCGUCAUCUGGCCGGGCCGUACGGUCGAAGGCCAGCCGCGCUGGUGCAUCAAGGUCUAUUUCUCGCCGACCAUCGCGGGCGACAUCAUCAGCGACGCCAUGAGCGGCGUCAAAGGCCGUAUCGGUCGCAACGGCAAGCGACUGCCAGUCAACAGCCUGUUCAUCAAGUGGUUCGACGCGGACCGCGAAGAGCAGCGCAAGAUUUGCCAGGACCGUCGCGAUGCCGACCGCCUCCUCAACCGCAUCGCCUCGUCGUCGCGGGACGGCGGCAGGGACUACAGGAGGGAGGACGACCGCAACGGCAGGGACGACCGCUGGGCGAGGAAUGCCGGCAUCUCGGGCGGUGACAGCUACGGUGGGCGUCGUGAUGGCUCGCGUGAUCGCAGGGACGACCGCAGGAGCGGCGGCUGGCAGGACCGUCGCAGCUGGCGUCGUCGUUGA